UUAAAGCGUGUUUUUGUGUUUUCAUCGUUGAAGUCACCGUAAUUGCUAAUACAACUUGACGUUAUUAUUUGCCGUAAAAUGUGAUCAAUAAACAGGUUUCUAUGAAAGACAAUAAAAAGACGUGGUUAGACCGCAAAAUCGAGCAGCUCUAGUCAUUCAUAAAUAUAAUAGGGAAAGGGGCGGCGGCAAUGAUAACAACAAAAUAUUUUUUCCUGUUAAUAUUGAUCGCUGCCGGACUCGUGUUUAUUGUUUUAUUCCAUUGGUUUGCGUCAAAUUAUGGACCGGAAGAACGAAAAGUCCACUAUGAUUCCGCAGUCAAUACAGAAAAGCUUCUACAAACUAAUCUGCGUCACUGGCAGACGAUGAGCAACUUUGAAAAUCCUGCUUUACAAACGGUGAAUUUCGAUGAGCAGUUGGUUAUCAUAUAUAAUCGCGUUCCGAAGACCGGUAGCACCAGUUUCGUGAAUCUCACAUACGAUCUCUGCCGAAAGAAUGCAUUCCACGUGCUGCAUAUUAACAUCACUGCCAACAUGCACGUAAUGUCUCUGCCGAAUCAAAUUCGAUUCGUGCGAAACGUUACGGCGUGGAUGGCCAUGAAACCAGCAUUCUACCAUGGUCAUUUGGCUUAUCUUGAUUUUUCCAAGAUGGGCGUUCCUGCAACUAAACCUCUGUACAUUAACCUUGUUCGAAAACCACUCGAUCGGUUGGUUUCCUAUUACUACUUCCUGCGCUACGGAGACGACUAUCGGCCUCAUCUGGUGCGCCAUCGUGCAGGCGAUACUAUGUCCUUUGAUGAAUGUGUAACCCGGCAGAAGCCGGACUGCGAUCCGGUUAAUAUGUGGCUCCAAAUACCGUUCUUUUGUGGUCAUGCAGCAGAAUGCUGGAAACCAGGAAGUACCUGGGCGCUACAGGAGGCUAAGAGAAAUUUAGUGAAUCAAUAUUUCCUUGUCGGUGUUACCGAGGAAAUGGAUGAGUUUGUGGAGCUACUGGAGCUAUCUUUGCCACGAUUUUUCAGAGGUGCUUCGGAUCAUUUCCUUAAGUCAAAUAAAUCGCACUUACGAAAAACUAAAUCGAAGAUCGAUCCCCUACCGGAAACUGUUUCCAAAAUUCAGCAAUCUAACAUCUGGCAGAUGGAAAACGAGCUGUACGAAUUUGCGCUGGAACAGUUCCAUUUCGCUCAAAAGAAGCUGCACACCCCAGGUAAGAGUGUCAUGCAGGACUUUUUCUACGAGAAGAUUAAACCAAAUCAAAACGUGGCUGUCAAAAAUUAGUCUGCUUUUUAAACGAAUGAAAAGGUGGGAUUAGAGAAACUUUACCGACAGUCACCGUGUAUGCGCGGAUAAAGUACCACAAGGAUAUUGAAAGUGAGUUUAUAAUCUAACGAUGUUGAUUAAUUGUAAUCUUUUUUAAACAAACAAAGGUAGCUUGCUGUGCGCUACGCACGUAGAUUUCCAAAAAAAAAAAUCUGAAUGGAGGUAAAAGUGAAUGUGAUUGAUAUUAGCAUAAUUAGACGCUGUGUUAAGUAAGUUAACAAAAAUCCAACAAAAAAAAGCAGAAGACGUUUGGUAUUUAACGAAUUAGUACAUUUCGUUUACCUCAAAUAGAUCAGCAUUGCGUUCAUUCCACUUCCCGUUGAUUGGAUCGUUAUUUGAAAAUUUUCCAUUAGUAUCAAGUAUCGAUUCUAGCUAAGACAUGUAGACGCUAAAAAUUUAAUAAAAGACAUUUUUAU
Messenger RNA from Sabethes cyaneus, 1729 nucleotides. It is a transcript of the gene Hs2st, whose product is annotated as heparin sulfate O-sulfotransferase. The record is from RefSeq and is a predicted model, not a curated record. Gene Ontology annotation, cellular component: membrane. The transcript has 3 exons. Gene Ontology annotation, molecular function: heparan sulfate 2-sulfotransferase activity. The coding region runs from base 189 to 1271 and encodes 360 amino acids. Lineage: Eukaryota; Metazoa; Arthropoda; Insecta; Diptera; Culicidae.